This is a messenger RNA of Naumovozyma castellii, 627 nucleotides long. It is a transcript of the gene ASG7, whose product is annotated as Asg7p. The transcript has a single exon. Lineage: Eukaryota; Fungi; Ascomycota; Saccharomycetes; Saccharomycetales; Saccharomycetaceae. The record is from RefSeq and is a predicted model, not a curated record. The coding region runs from base 1 to 627 and encodes 208 amino acids.
AUGUCAAUAAGUACCCUCAGUGACCAAUCCACUUUAACCCAAAAUGACGAUGAGCUAAGUGAUGAUACAAGUAAUAACAAAUACUUAAUGGCUCCCUUUGACGAGGAACAUAGUCAAUUUUUGUGCGAGUGUGUCUCCUGCUGUAAAAGUAGAGAGUACAAGAGGUGGUUUGUUCGAAAUUUCUGGGUCGGUAUAAUAUUUCCACCACUCUGGGUUUUGAAUGUGGGUAGUUAUAUAUAUUUUCAGUUUUGGCUUUCACAUGACGUUGUUCAUAGGAAGUUAGAGGAGGAAGAAUUCCCAAGUGCGUUUGAAAGAAAACAAUGGAUCCAACGACACCAAUUGGAGGUACCUGGGGCUACCGUUGAUGAAAUGAAUCAGCUUGCCAACGAAGAAACGAUACCUGAAGUUAGUGUUCAAAAAGAGGCAAGUGAGGAUGAUGAUUAUAGUUUGAAGAUUCACAGAUAUCAAUUUUUGAAGAAUGUUGUUGAAGAAAUAGUUGAUUCUCAUGACAACGUGAGAAGUUUUUAUCGAACUUGGUUAUUGAGGGACGUUGGGGGUAUUGUCAUGUAUACAGUGAUACUUGUAGUGGUACUUGUCCUUUGUGUACAUAAUAGUUCUGCUAAAUAG